Molecule: messenger RNA, 459 nt
Organism: Blastomyces gilchristii SLH14081
Lineage: Eukaryota; Fungi; Ascomycota; Eurotiomycetes; Onygenales; Ajellomycetaceae
Exons: 4
Coding region: 1-459 (152 amino acids)
Cellular component (GO): nucleosome
Molecular function (GO): DNA binding; structural constituent of chromatin; protein heterodimerization activity
Source: RefSeq, a predicted model, not a curated record
AUGGCCCGCGAAAAGCGAGUACCACGCCAGGCCAUAAUGGCCAACACAGCCCCAGCACGCAGGGCUGCAUAUGCGCAGCGUGUGCUGGACUGGGAGGCUGUGGAGAGCCGUGCGGCGUGGGAAAGCCGCAACCCUCAGCCAUGUGCGCAGAGGGUGGAUCGCCGCAAGUCUCUCCAUGAGAUCUGUUUUUAUCAGAAGUCAGAGAAUCUUAUAUUCCUCAAGGCCACCUUCACGCGCCUUGUCUGUGAAAUCAAUGGAGGGAAUCAUCGAUUCCAGUGUUCUGCCCUUGAUGCCAUUCAAGUGACAGCAGAGUCCACCCUGGUCACACUUUUUGAGUGUGGUGUUAAGGCAAUGGCUCAUCGCGGCCGUGUUACUCUCACUGUGAGGGAUACACAGUUGAUGAUGAACAUUGUGAAGACUCUGAAGAGUGAAUAUUUUGAGAAUGCUGCAGCUCUGUGA